Molecule: messenger RNA, 1637 nt
Organism: Macadamia integrifolia
Lineage: Eukaryota; Viridiplantae; Streptophyta; Magnoliopsida; Proteales; Proteaceae
Product: UPF0496 protein 1-like
Exons: 3
Coding region: 181-1296 (371 amino acids)
Source: RefSeq, a predicted model, not a curated record
UCUUCAGCCGCAACCCCUGUCCUGGCCGCUGUCUGAUUUCUGUCGUAUUCAACCAUCUUCGGCAGUAGGAACCAACCAAGUAGCUUCCUUCUGUAAGCUUUAUAAAUAGCAAAACCCUCAAUCCUAUCAAGCCCAAGUGCCCUUCAAAAUCUCUCUCUCUCUCUCUCUCCCUCAGCAUCGAUGGGAGGACAAUUCAGUAUGAGAAAAGGGGAGGCUCCACCUGUCCUUCAGCUCGAUACCAAUUUGCAGUACACAGCAGAGCUUAGCUCAAAUGAAGCAGCAUUCACGCUCGACCCAAAUUUGCAGUCUUUUGAUUGCAACCCACAACUCGGCCCCAACCGUUUCAUUGACACAAUCGCCUCUGGGGUCGAGCUUCGAGCUCUGUGCUUUGAGUCUCUGAAAGAAGUUAGUGGAAGCUUGGAUGAGGUGAACCAUCAAAUCAUCCAAGCCAUCUUAGAUUGUAAGAAAAGUAAAUGGAAAAACCAGCAACUCUUGGAGAUUGUGAAUGAUUACUUCCAGAACAGUCGCCAAACUUUAGGUUUCUGUACGGCCUUGAAGAAAUGCCUACUGAAAGCCUGUGAGAACCAGUCAUUGAUCCUUCAUGUUGCAUUGCCACAAUUUGAAAAGCAACUAAAGAAUUUCAAGGCUGCUGGGAACCCAUUCACGGAGGACUUUUUCCAGGAAUUCGCAACCGUUCAAAAGCAUCAGGUGUCGAUGUUCAAGAAGCUGCAACUCCGAAAGAACACAAUAGAUAAGAAGCUAGAAUAUGUAAAGUCAUGGGGGAAGAUUUCAAACAUCAUAUUUGCUGCAACUUUUGCUGCUGCACUUACUUGCUCAGUGGUGGCGGCGUCAAUGCCAGCUUCUCAUAUUGUUGCUGCAGUUGCAGCGGCUACUUCAAUUCCUGUAGGAUCAAUCGGUACAUGGUUUAAUUCACUUUUGACAGGCUAUGAGAAUGAGCUGCAAGGACAGAUGGAAUUGAUUAUCUCAAUGCAGGCUUGCACUUCUGUUGCAAUCAAGGACUUGUAUACUAUUUGGGUUCCGGUUAACUGUUUGGCAAUAGAAAUUCAAACUCUGAUGCAGAAUGCUGAUUCUGCGCAUAGGGAAGGGGAGGCACUGAAGAUUUUAGUAAAGGAUAUCAAGAAGAAGUUGGAGGUUUUUAUGAAAAACAUAGAGGAUUUGAUCGAACAAACUGAUAGAUGCAGCCAGGGGAUUCAAUGGGCGAGGACAGUUGUUCUCGAGAGGGAUCGACCUUCAACUAAGGUUCAUGCAGCCCCAGGUAAUAAACUCAGGGAGUAAAUAGCGCCUUGGAAUGUACAUUUGACAACUACAUCAAUGACAGUGAGAGUUGACAGCAACUUGUCCAGAAUAUGAUAACAGAUUUCAGUUGGGACUUGUCAGCCUCACAAUAUGAUUUGUUAUGGAAUAUACCUAAUGCUAAAGAGAGAAGUGUUCUGGAGUUUGUGGUUUCAAUUGUAUAUAGACACAAUUGGGUCGAUUUUAUCCUCACCUUCCCAUUUCCAUAUAUUCUACAGUCAAGUCAUGUAAUUCUUUGUUGAUAGCUGAAUAGACUCAAUUGUAUAAACGCAAAUCUUGUUCUUCUAUGUGAGUGCAAAGAGAUCAAUGGUUGAAGUCCUAAA